GCUUUCGCCACCAUGGCUUCCCGUGGGGUCGUUGGCGUCAUCGUCCUCUCUGCAGUGCCCCUUUUGUGUCUGGAACUCCGACGUGGGAUCCCGGAACUGGGUAUUAAAGAUCUCAUUUUGCUGUGUGGCCGGAUUUUCUUAAUGCUUGCCCUUCUUACUUUAAUUAUUUCUGUAACUUCCUCGUGGCUUACCUCAUUUACAUCUUCCCAAGUUUAUCUGCAAGAAGAUGAAGAAAAAAAUGACAAGAGGCGAAAACUUGUGAGAAUAAAGCAACAAGAAGCGCAGCUAGAGAAGGCCGGUAGGUACGUGGAAGAUAUUCUGCAGCCCCGCCAGCAGAUGAGAUGGAGGAGACUGGAGGAGCGCUUCUGUCGGAUGACGGGUGGAACCUGGAAACUAAGCCAUGGUCACAAACUGGGGGGCGAGGAGGAUGUGGUACUUGAAACAGCAGCCAGUGGGACCCCUGAUGGAUCCUCAGCCAGCGUGGCAGCCGGGAGCCAGAAGCUGCCUCUGACCGGAGCCUCCCCACCUGAGGAGCAGCCCGUGGUGGCAGAGGUUCCCAAUUUACCUGAAGAACCUUCUGAAACAGCUGAACAAGUCGUGACUGUGGCUCUCCGAUGUCCAGGUGGGAGUGUCCUAAGGAGAAGGUUUCUUAAGUCUUGCAGUUCACAGGUGCUGUCCGACUGGAUGAGGGAGACCGGGCACCCCCCCUCCCUGUACAGCCUUUCCGCAUCCUUUCCCAGGAGGUCCCUGGAUGUGGAGGGAGGCCGGUCCCUGAAUGAUGUCGGGAUCACUGUGGACACUGUCCUCAACGUGGAGGAGAAGGAGCAAAGCUAGUGCAGAGGAGUGGAUGCCCCACUGCAGAAGCCAGCUAGCCACGACCACGGUCGAGGACUCCACAGCCUUCCUGCGGGUCCCCACGUGUCGGCCAGCACCCGUGGGCGUACCAGCAAAGGCCCGCUCGCCAUGCGUGGUCAUUUGUGGACUGUGUGUGCCCUUUCAUAAUGUCCCAGCAGCAAGGGGAAAUGUACACAGGCAUUAAAUAACCUGCAUUUUUCUCAGCUGA
Molecule: messenger RNA, 1063 nt
Organism: Tupaia belangeri chinensis (Chinese tree shrew)
Lineage: Eukaryota; Metazoa; Chordata; Mammalia; Scandentia; Tupaiidae
Gene: UBXN8
Product: UBX domain protein 8
Biological process (GO): ERAD pathway
Molecular function (GO): ubiquitin binding
Source: RefSeq, a predicted model, not a curated record